This is a messenger RNA of Lasiosphaeria miniovina, 1080 nucleotides long. RefSeq lists its product as uncharacterized. Bases 1 to 1080 code for a protein of 359 amino acids. The transcript has 2 exons. NCBI's taxonomy places the organism in Eukaryota, Fungi, Ascomycota, Sordariomycetes, Sordariales, Lasiosphaeriaceae. The record is from RefSeq and is a predicted model, not a curated record.
AUGGUGUCAACGUCUCGCAAUAGUAUCACGGUUGCCAGCGGCCAAGGCAGCAGCGAUGCGAGCUCACGGGGUAGCAGCCCUGUCGCUGCCGCUGCCGUCGCUGCCGCUGCAGAGAAGGGAGCCGUUGAGGUUGUCCGCCCUGCAAGCCCGCUGCCGAAUAACGGCAAUGCGGUUGCCGUCGUUCCUGUCACUCAGACGACUUCCAACUUGAGUUACGAGAACUCAAACCUGGAUGAAAUCAUGCUCCGCCAGCUGAGUGAAGACAUCAUGGCGUACAACCACGAUGUCGAUUUCUGCAAGGCGCAACUGGAGGAUCCUGACCUGACCCCCCAGGAGGCGCGGACCCUGCAGCUCCGGACCCUCGACCUGGGCCACCAGAUCCGCCACUGCCAGCACCGCAUCGAGACGCUUCAGGUGCAGCUGCACAAGCAGGGAACUCGCUUCCGCCAUCAAAACUACGGUACGACGAUGAUGAUAACCGCGGGCAACGGAGCCCACAUCAGCAGCAACGGCAAGCCUCGAGCCAGCACUGGUGGCGGCGGAACCGGACUGACUGUGAAGCACGCCGCCAUCUCGACUCCCAUUUUAGGAAAACGCGCGGCACCAGCAGUUCCGGCAGCACAAGGGGAGGACGACGACGAUGACGGCGCCGUGAAGCGGCCAAAGAUCUCGUCCUCGCCCGAUUACGAGGGAGUCCCCGACGCGGACGGCGCUGCCAACACCACGCUGCAGCGCCUCGGCAUGUGGAGAUGCCGGCUGUGCUCGGCUCCCAAAUAUCUGCUCGCUGGCAGCGGCCGCUCCCCUGCGGCGCCGUGUAAGUGGCCUCUGAAGGAUAUUUCAAAGAUGAUCACGCACUUUACCGAGAUGCACACCGAGCACACCCCGGCGGAGCGGUGCACCGAGCUUGGGACCGCUCUAUCGCUAAACCGGGGUCCAUUUGAGUAUUGGCUGCGACGCACCCGUGCGCAGAACGUGGGAGAUGGCUCCAUCAUCAACGACUGCAUCAACAGCCUGCUUAGCGGCCAGAUGCCCGGUCAACUUCGACGCCUCAGCAGGGCCGCGGCGGGAAUGCCCUCUUAA